This is a messenger RNA of Macroventuria anomochaeta, 1396 nucleotides long. RefSeq lists its product as uncharacterized. The coding region runs from base 200 to 1396 and encodes 398 amino acids. Lineage: Eukaryota; Fungi; Ascomycota; Dothideomycetes; Pleosporales; Didymellaceae. The record is from RefSeq and is a predicted model, not a curated record. The transcript has 2 exons.
CAAUUCUGUCGAGUUUCGACCCUACCUACCAAUACAAGACGAACUUGUGGGUGUUCGUUGGGUAUGAUCGCAUUUGCAUAGCCGCUCUGUGCGCCCAGACCAACGUUCAGCUCGACUCGCUCGUUCAAGUAUAUGGCGCAAAAGCGCCGGUAUAGUCUUUCGGUAUCUGUUUGUCUCUCGAAGCUUCCAAUUGCACAAGAUGGCCGCCAUUUCGAAAGAUUUUCUUGAGGUUGGCGAUGAUAUUCCUUCUGCCAGACAGCAACGUUCGCGCUCGAGCGGCCAUGUGGAUCGUAUCGAAGAGCUGGAGCGACUCGAAAGGCGUGAGCGCGAGCAGAAAAUGAAGAAAUACUAUGACAACACCAGGUAUUCCUCCAUCUUGCACCAACGAACAAGAUCCGACCACCUCAGCGUUCCAAUCUGGGAGACGAAUCGGAGACCUCGAUCCAGCGAAAGAACUGAACAGCGACGCGAGGAGACGCCUCGAGAUUACCGCGUGGAGGAAGUCAGGCCCGGCCCACAGCCGUACAAGUACGAUCUGAAAACUGAGCCUGUCUUACCAAGCCAGCUUCCGGUGCCAAUCAGAGGAAGAUCUUCGCAGCCAGAGAGGCCGACAGUCAAAGUCCCUCCCGUGAUCAUCCAGGAAAACCCGCCGUCACCGAAGAAGACCUCAGGUAGAAACCUGAAGAGAAGUCCCGGUGCAAGCCCGCAUUCGCCUACUGCACAGCCAGAGUUACAGUUCCAGUAUGACACGCUGCAAAGCAAGCUGACUCAAAUCUGCAACUCGUGCGUACCGUACCUAGAAGUGGAGCCAGCGAAUCCCCAAGACUUGACGUUUGCCAAGAUUCGAGAGACUAUCGAGGGUUUUGCAGAGGACCUGCACAUCUGGAGCCAUAUCGCGAACCUGGACGGACUGGCUAGAAUCGACAAGAACAUGCGUCAUCUGGUGGACGCUGCUUCGGACACCUUGCACCGACUGCUAGAGCGAGCAACGGAGCUACGUGAAGCUUGCGCCACGGCCAAACCUAAGGACCUGAAGAUGCAGCCGUUGGAUGGGAUAGAUGACGACGAUGACGACGAUGACGAUGAUGACUUUGAGUUGUAUGACGAUGGUGAUGGUGCAGUAAGCGUCGAAGACCCGACAGAAGCUCCAGGCUUCGUGAUCCACUCGCUGCUUCACAGCAUUGGAAUGCAGAUACGGCACCUGAAGCUUUUGUCUCCUUCGUUGCAGGAAGCAACUCCAGAUCUGCAGGAUGAGAUGGUAAAUGUCACCAGACUGGUGAAGGAAGCAGGGAAGUUUUUUGGUUCCGAUGCUGCGUUGAGACAGUAUUCGAUCGAUCCGAAGUUCGCAGGACACAAGGCGUUCGUCGAAGCACGUUAUUCAGCCGGCGUUGUGUGA